GAGCUGCCUGCGCAAGGCCCGCUUCCCUUGUCUUCCCGGCCAGUUGUAAACAACAGCAUCUGACGCGAAACCCGGAACCAUGAAUGCUCCGCCGACAUUCGAAUCAUUUCUUCUCUUCGAGGGAGAAAAGAAAAUUAUCAAAGAAGUGGAUACGAAGGUUCCAAAUGCUGCCAUUUACACUAUCAACAAGGAGGAUCACACCCUAGGCAACAUGAUUCGUAUGCAGCUGCUGAAGGACCCUAAUGUAAUCUUCACUGGGUAUAAGAACCCUCAUCCUCUCGAGCAUAAAGUGUUGCUCAGAAUACAGACUUCAGAUGCCAGUUACACCCCACAUGACGCCUUCAUGAACGCCAUCACAGACUUGAUAUCCGAACUCUCCCUUCUCGAGGAAAGAUUCAGAGAAGCCAUCCGAGAGAAGAAAGAAGGAUUUGACUAAGAUGGGCGAAAUUUUGGCUAACGGCUUCAUCAAUCAUUCUCUAGCCAUCUCAUUAGAUUAUCACAACUUCAUGUUUGUCUUCAAUAAGGGAUCAUGCAUUGGUCACGAGUUCAUGGUAAUCACUAAAUGGUUUACGUUUUGCUUUUGUAAAAGAAUCAGGUUGAGAAUCAUUUUCAAGAUUAUUAUUUUAAAGUUUUGUUGUAGCUUAAAAUUACAUUUUCAUUGCCAAUAAGGAAAUGGGAAUAGGAUUUUUAAAAUGAUACUUUAUUAGCCUUUGUAUGAAACCACACAGGCAUAAUCCCCCCCAUCCCCCCCCCUUGAUUUUUUGAAGGAAUAUACAUGUAGAACACUAAGAUGCUAAGUGUUAAAAUAUAUGUUGACAAAAAGCCAUAUUCAUAAUAAAUUUUGAAAACUUCAAUCUAGAAUAAAUCAUUUCCUUUAUCCGUUGACAUUGGGUACAUGUACUGUCCACUUUAGUUUUGUUUUGUGAAUUUAGCUUAGUUCUUAGUCACCAAAGAGUCAAUUGGUAGGCUUAAGUGAUAUUGCCUGAUUUUCACAGUCCUUGCAUUUUUGGGAUUUCUUUUAUUUUAUGUAACUAAUAAUGUUAUUGUUUUCAUUAUUAUCAAUGACUUUAUUUGAAUGUUAUUUAAUGCUAAUAGCAAUCGGAAAUAAAAUGGAAAUGUUCCAAAAAUUAAGGAAAAGGGCAAACAGAUGAAAUCAUGUAGGAUAUUAAAUUGACUCCAAUAUGUCCUAAGCCUCUGUGGCAUUAUCUAUGUUUACACCAAAGUGAUAAGUCUUUUAAGUACUCUGUUUGGCCCAGCCAGAUGCAAUCAGUUUUUUCUGAUCCUCUCUAUUGCCCUUACUCAGAUAACACUCUUCUUCCUACAAUAUCUCUAAAGACAAGUAGGCAAUGUUUCCAUCCUCAACCACCUUAUUGUUCCCACCUUAUCACAAUUAUAUCCAAAUCCCUCCCUCAAUACUUGAA
Molecule: messenger RNA, 1421 nt
Organism: Penaeus monodon (black tiger shrimp)
Lineage: Eukaryota; Metazoa; Arthropoda; Malacostraca; Decapoda; Penaeidae
Gene: Rpb11
Product: DNA-directed RNA polymerase II subunit RPB11-like
Exons: 3
Coding region: 80-436 (118 amino acids)
Biological process (GO): transcription by RNA polymerase II
Cellular component (GO): RNA polymerase II, core complex
Molecular function (GO): DNA binding; protein dimerization activity
Source: RefSeq, a predicted model, not a curated record